UGCUCGAGGCUGCGUUGUCAUAUCUGGCAUUAUCUGGGCUAGUGCAAUGGGAAUUCUCAUUUCCUUAAUUUCCAAUGCAAUAUUUAGAAACACAUCUAGAUCUAAUAUUUCAAGCAAACUUUUUUCUUAACAAUAUUUAGGUCUAAUCACCUCAAACAAAAUGAAGAAUUUACUCCAGUCCAGAAUAAAAUGUGUUCAUGAAGUUAAUGUAACAUUAUUUGCAAAAGAGUUGUGAAAGGACUUUUGCAAGUAGUUAUUCUGAAAAGCAAGUUUUCAUUUUUUGGGAUUUAUCAUCAUGGCUGAUGAGCCGAUGGCAUCAGGGUCAGGAGAGGUGGCUAUGACCUGGCUCCCAUCUCCCAUUGUUGACAUUGGAGCAAUGGGGAUGAAACAGUCAGAAUCUGAUGCUGAAGGGUCAGGCCUUGUGCUGUCUGAAGCUGUUGUAGAUUCUGUGCCCAUGUCAGGCGUUGACUGCACCCCGCCCCCCACAGCCAACAACAUGAGUUUUAUCAUUGUUGCUGAGGCAGCAGCAGAGGAAGCAACCACUGCUCUGUAUCAAGAUGUGGGCUCUGUGCAGUCCACGUGGGUCAGUGAUGACCUCUCACAGAGCGACAUGGAGGCAGAGGACUCUCAUACAGAUGCUGCAGAGGUGACAACGACAACUCCCCCAGGCCCAGCAAUCGACUGCAGUAUGCACACAAUACUAAAUCACCUGUCCGACCUGUCGGAUGACACAGUGACGUCCACCACGGAUGAGAGCAGUGGUCACCCGUUCCUCCAGCACAGCACAUCUGACUCCUCCUCAGGUUCUGCUAGUUGCCAGAGUUCAGGGGUCAGCUCCCAGGGCUUGUUUGCCUGCUCUAGCUUGUCUGAGAGAAACACCUCCCCCUCAGAUUUCCUGGAUAUGCCUUCCCAUUCUAAUGAUGACUGGGAUCCAUUGAAUCCGUACGGGCUAUUUAAUUUACCCGAGCCUAGGGGCUCGUCCAGUAACAGGAGACCUCAUAUUUGGACAGACGUAAUGAUGCAGAGAGACAGGGUUGGGUAUGACAUUUUUAACCUGAAUGGAGAGGAUUCUCAAAGUGAUGAGGAAACUCCUGUCCGAACUGCAACACCCCCACCCCCUCAGGUGGAGUUAUUCAUGCCCCAGCCAGUAGGAGGGAGCAGGUUCCAGUCGCCUCGUGCCAGACGUUGUGUUGCUGACUCGUGGAGAUACACCAGGUACCCCUCGUCUGGGGCAGCAACAUCUGCAUUUCUGGAUGAUUCAGGUUCAGGCUGUUCCAUGAGUCGUCCAUCUGGUCUUGGACUAUUACUUGACCAGACAGAGAGGUUGGACAAUGACCCAUUUCUUGGCAUGCCAGAACCAGCCAAUGAUGCUCUCAGAAGUGACAUGUCUGGAAGACUCAACAGUGACCAGCGCCCUGAGUCACCAACACUACAAACUUUUCAGGGAAGUUUGUCUGAAAUGAUGACCACUAGAGAUGCAAACAUGCCAUUCCAUCGACGCUCCCAUCAAAACCUGGGUGAGGAGAUGGUGGAGACGGUAUUUGUCCAGGAGGGGAUGACCUUCAGCUUACCUGUGCCAAAGAAUGGAAAAAAGUCCUCACAUUGUGGAUGUAAAGGAAAAGAACCCAAACAGGCAUGGGAUUUGUCUUCCAAAAGGUCUGCCAACACAAAUGGAGCUUCUACAUCAAGAGAUGGGGCAACUGCUGAGGUCAGGGACACCUUUCUUGGUGCUGAGGCUGGCUCAAACACAGCUGGUGGCCCGUCCAGCCAGCGACUAGGGGACUGCAGUCAUGCCAGAACUGUCUCAUCAGGUGGCGCCAGUAGUCCAUCAUCCCACAACCAGCAAGAUGGGCCAGCCAGGGACUCUAGGCAUCAAUUCCCUUCUUUCUUAGAGCCUGACCCACCCAUGGAUUCAAGUUCUUCCUCGUCUGAAUCUUCAGAUCGCAACUUUUUUUCUUCUCCUGAGAGUAACAGAUCAGUGAGGAGACAUGACUCAUCCAAUAUGGUGGACACACUUCUGGCUAAUCCGCCAUCCACCACCAGCUCUAGUUUGGUGGACACUCUUCUGGCUAAUCCACCAUCCACAACCAGUCCUAGUCUGAAUACUUCCCGGAACAGUUCCACCCCAAACCUUAUGGACUCUCUCUUCUCACCUGUGCGGCCUAGCCAGGGUGGCCAGACAGGUGCCAACAGCCAGCCUUGGAACCAUUGGCUGCAGGACAUCUGGCGGCAGGGCCUGGGGCAGAUUGUUGAAGGUGGUGGUGACGGCCCCAGUAGAACUGACCCAGCUGCCCCAUCUGCCCAGGGCACCACCAACGGAUCAGAUGACAGCGAUGUUGAAGUUGUCAUGGUGGAACCAAGAAAUAGUCAUGCAACAGUUGUUGUGGAUUUGACCACAGAAUCAGAUGAAGGUGUGGAUCUCACAGGGUCUGAUGAAGAGCACGCUGUCCCACCAACAACCCAGCCAAGCAACCCCACAAGUGAGGCAGCCCCCACACACAGCCAGCACACCCCACACUUGGAGCCCCAGGGUCCCUCAGUAACUACAUUUAGGCCGACGUCUUUCCUACAGAACCGCAGCCCUAGGAUCCCAGUUUCAUCAUGGAGAAAUGCUGAAGACACAGCCCACUUUUUCAUUGGGCCGUCUGCCCAUGCCCAGACCCCCAGAGAAGGCUCACGUCCACCCACCCAGCCCAGGGAAGCAGCCCAGGGUAGUUCAAGCGUGACUGGCCAGGAGCCCAGCGAGCAGCGUGCUGCCUCUAGUGUGUGUUGUCAGUGCCAGUGUCAGAGAUGUAUGCAAUCAACGCCCUUGAUGCAAAGACCCACACAAAACCCUUGGCAAGAUCAGCAGGGCAGAGACCAUGAACAUGGCCCUGACAACCCUUGGAGAGUUCGAGCCCACAAACACCACAUGUGUCAGGGAUGUUCCCACGCCUCGCCCUGCCCCCACGUCACGGACAGCCCCAGUGUAAUGAGCACCUUCAUGCCAUCACAAACCAACAUCCCACCACACUCUUGCACCAGCAGUCCAGCUAGCUCGUCAAACCCAUUUUCCAUGGGCAAUCCAGCGUCCAGCCAUGCCAGCACACCGUAUCACCAGGCAGCGCUGUCCCGCCAGCUCCACCAUCACCAUCACCACCACCAUCAUGUGUCUAGAAACCUACAGCCCAUCCAGCGCCCUCAGCCUGUUCCCCCACAAAGGUAUUAUAGGACCUCUCCACACAUACAUCACCACAUGCCCCACAGUGGGAUAUCUGUCAACAGAAGUGGCAACAUGGGAGGUCCUGCUGACAUGAACUGUGGGUCACAGUUCAGAGUGAUGAGACACCAGCCUCCCCAGGCCCACAUCCACCACCACAUCUACCAUCCUGCCAGGGAGAACUACGGCUUCCUCUUCAGCUGCCAGUCCCCAUCCCUGCUCCAGUUCCACGGUGCCAACCAUCCUGUCUCCCCCGCACCUGCAGCUGGCUGUCAUCACUCAGGCCUGCUGUGUGCUGCUACCUGCACCUCCUGCAGCCACCCUCCCCCUGGCCCCGGCCACCCUCCCCCUGGCCACCCUCCCCCCGGCCACCCUCCCCCUGGCCACCCUCCCCCCAGCACCAGCCAGGCUAACUCUGUCUCUAGGGUGGUGGCCAGAGAUCCACAAACAGCAAUGAGCAUGGAUACACUUACAUCACAAGCCAGCCAGCGCCCUCUGUCCCCCCCACAACCCAGCAUCAUGUCACAUUACCACCUGCCCAGGUUGAGGCCACCCCCUGCGGCUCACCAACACCUCCCUCCUGUCCCAGCCGUGUCACCCUCCAACCAGCCACCUCUAAGCACCCCUCAGUCAGCAGCGCUUGCCUUAUCUCAGCCCCCAGAGAGCAGCCAGCAUCUGCCACAGGCACACUCCAACAGCUCCUCAGUGCUGCACCCUCACCCCGGAAUGUUCUGUGACCAUGCUCAUCCCCACCCACAUGAGACGCAACGCAUGGUGAGUCAGUCGGGUCAAGUCCCCCAUAUGUUAACCCGCUUGAUACGUAAUAAUGAGUAUCCCUGGGCUGAGCUGAUGCCCUAUUCUCCUGGUGUGGCCUUACCGUUACCAUUUAAUCUGGAACGCCAGGUGAUGGAAUAUAUUAGUGAUUACAAUCAUCGUCCUGUUCUCCCACCCAGGAUGACCAUAGAGAGACGCCACCCACAACAUCCACACUUUGAUAUGAGUCACUGCAACAUGAUGGGCGCCACACAGGAAGUCAUUGAGCGCAAUACUCUACCACACAAAUAUAAGAAGGUGGAGACAUGCGCAGGGGGAGACAACCCUGACAGCAACAACCACCAGGAGAAGUGCACCAUCUGUCUCAGUGAGUUUGAGACAGGUGAGGAUGUCAGACGUCUUCCCUGCAUGCACCUGUUCCACAGUGAAUGUGUGGACCAAUGGCUGUCCACCAACAAAAACUGCCCUAUAUGCCGGGUGGAUAUAGAAGCCGGUGCGUUUAAGGGAAUUCUUGCCUUAGGUGGAGCUAGUAGCCAGGGACAAUGACAUCAGGACAAUAGUUGUAAAUAAGAUUUCAAAUCCAUUCAUAUAUUCAAGUCAUUUGUAAAUAUGACAUCUUAAAGUAUGUACAGCAUUGGUCAGAUUUUUACUGGGAGUUGGUCAAAUAGUUUUACAAUGUUUUGUACACAUUUGCCUGUUUGCUUCUUGUCCAUGUUUGAAGUUGAGUUGACCUUCAUAGUUGAACUACACCUAGGUGAUGUAGUGAACUACACCCAGGUGAUGUAGUGAACUACACCCAGGUGAUGUAGUGAACUACACCCAGGUGAUGUAGUGAACUACACCCAGGUGAUGUAGUGAACUACACCCAGGUGAUGUAGUGAACUACACCCAGGUGAUGUAGUGAACUACACCCAGGUGAUGUAGUGUAGUGAACUACACCCAGGUGAUGUAGUGAACUACACCCAGGUGAUGUAGUGUAGUGAACUACACCCAGGUGAUGUAGUGUAGUGAACUACACCCAGGUGAUGUAGUGUAGUG
Messenger RNA from Physella acuta, 5011 nucleotides. Its product is annotated as mucin-12. The record is from RefSeq and is a predicted model, not a curated record. NCBI's taxonomy places the organism in Eukaryota, Metazoa, Mollusca, Gastropoda, Physidae. Gene Ontology annotation, molecular function: zinc ion binding.